ACGAGGGUAUACGACAAAUUUUUUGUAGCUCCCGGCUAAAAUGAUUGUACUCCUCUUUCUAUGGGUCAAUGCACUUUCCUAUGCUGUAGUCAGCUGCCAAGAUUCGGUGACUAAACGAAAAGAAAAUUCUCCUUGCAACAUCAACAACUACAACAGCUUCUAUGCUGGCCCCAACAAAAAGCUGGAAAAUAUAAUCCUGGGCAUGAAGAGACAACUGGACGAGAUUCGGGAGGAACUGAAGAAUCUGACAAAGAAGGACGCGGACAGUAGUAAAGACUUGCCUCAUAAAAACUGUGCUGAGCUCUACAAAUCUGGUAAAACAAUCAGCGGUGUUUAUACAAUUGACCCCGAUGGUUCCAGUACCGGUGCCUUUGAUGUAUACUGUGACCAGAAAACAGCCGGUGGAGGGUGGACAGUGUUCCAGAAGAGAGUGGACGGCUCCGUUGAUUUCUACCGCACGUGGGAUGACUACAAAAAUGGCUUUGGUAACCUGAAUGGCGAGUUUUGGCUUGGACUGGACAAGAUACACCGGCUGACAACUAGUGACAGAUAUAAGUUGCGUGUUGAUCUGGAAGAUACAAAAGGAAACACAGCUUAUGCCGAAUAUAGCAUAUUCGCUAUCACGAGCGAGAGGACUAAGUACCAGCUAAGUCUCGGGAGCUAUUCAGGUACUGCUGGUGAUUCUCUCGCUUUGCAACGAGGCUAUCCAUUUUCAACUAGAGACCAGGACAAUGACGGCUGGAGUUCAAAUUGCGCUACUGAAUAUAAAGGAGCCUGGUGGUAUAAGCAUUGCCAUAGUUCCAACCUGAAUGGUCUGUAUCAUCACGGGAAACACUCCUCACACGCUGAUGGUGUCAACUGAUCUAGCUGGAAAGGACAAAAAUAUUCCGUAAAAAGAGCUGAAAUGAAAAUAAAACCCGUAAGCCGUUAGAGGUGUGCGAUACUAGCCUACAGCAGUCUUUUCGUUUUCUGUUAGCCGAUAAGGUGUCACAUGAGCUGAGCGGAAAUGACGCAAAGGCGUGCAGCCUUUGCUGUAUGCCAUUGCCGUAUUUUCUGCUAAGCUGAGAAGUAACGAGAGAGACUACUCAGGCUACAAGAUACCAACUAGUUAUUAAAUGUAAAGCAUCAAAUUUGAUAAAGUGGGGCUUUGAACAACCAACUUGAUUUUAGUGCUCGAAGACUGGUCAUGGACUUCAGUUGAUCUAACGACAAAAUCAGUGUAAAGAUAGAAAGGAACAUAAGGGACACGAAAGAACAAAGCAAAAAGAGAUCUAAUUCUAAGCAAAUUGCAACUGAGGAAAUAAAAUUAUUUUCCAGUCUAUCAAAUCUGUUCUGAAUGUGUCAUAGAGGCACAUACUAACAUCUCAACACGUAACUAUGACUGCACGCCUGACUUCCUCUGCAGUUUAAAACUCAACAUUGACACAAAAAUAGCACCAAUUAUAUUUUGAGUAUUUUAAGGGGAUAUUCAUCCGUAAUAAGCAAAUUAGAGCAGGUGAAAUCGAAACCUCUCCCACACUUCACAGGUAUUUUGAUCAUUUGUUUACAGCUGGAAAAUAUA
This is a messenger RNA of Stylophora pistillata, 1561 nucleotides long. Its product is annotated as ryncolin-2. The record is from RefSeq and is a predicted model, not a curated record. Lineage: Eukaryota; Metazoa; Cnidaria; Anthozoa; Scleractinia; Pocilloporidae.